Endocarpon pusillum Z07020 is the source of this 732-nucleotide messenger RNA. RefSeq lists its product as uncharacterized. The record is from RefSeq and is a predicted model, not a curated record. NCBI's taxonomy places the organism in Eukaryota, Fungi, Ascomycota, Eurotiomycetes, Verrucariales, Verrucariaceae. The transcript is spliced from 2 exons. Bases 1 to 732 code for a protein of 243 amino acids.
AUGCCUCCUGCCGUACCAAGUUUCAUCAUCAGUUCAAGUUCAUCGGCGCAUCUUACCCGAAAGUCUUCCACCUCGCCGGAAUACGAGACACAAGACAUCAAGACGAGUCGACCGGAUUUGAGCCCGCUGAAAAGCUGGCUGUACUGUCUACGUAAGAACGCAUACCGAAUAGGUCCACGCCGUCUCCUCAUGACCAAACCGGCGCUGAAACAAUCACCGAGAGAGCCUUUGCCAACUCCUGCACUCGACAAUUCUUCAAUUCGCAACUCCUACACCAUCGGCCGCGGUGAAACUGGUGUUUUGACGUUUGAACCCUACAAGUCCCUCAUCUUGCCGUUUUGGGCCUUCCGGACCGUCGACAUUGCAAGGAAUUCUGCCGAAGUUCUAUGGGGUAUCUUUGAAUCUUAUUGCGAACGCGGUGAUUUUGUUGGCGCUGAUAUGACCCGCAAAUUCAUUCAAAUGGGUAUGACGAGGUCCCGUCGAUAUGCCAACCACAAGGGUGGCCGGAAGUAUGCAAAGGACGGAAAGGUGCUCGACAAGUGGACCGAAGACGAUGCCACUGGCCAGAGGGCGGAGAAGGAAGAAGCCAGCAGAAUCUUCAAGGAGUACUGGCAGAGGUGUACACGAGAUGAGUCGUAUAAGAAACUCAAGGACACAUGGUCGGCGGAGCAGAAAGCGGUGGAAAGGAGGCGACCUUCGAGACCUGCAGCGCCUGAUACAGUCAAGCGCUGA